Messenger RNA from Vicugna pacos (alpaca), 7190 nucleotides. The record is from RefSeq and is a predicted model, not a curated record. Lineage: Eukaryota; Metazoa; Chordata; Mammalia; Artiodactyla; Camelidae.
GGCAUCUGAGGGCAGAGAGUAGGGCUGUGUCAUCCCCAAACACCAUGGCUGCCCUCAGCCAAGCCCGGUGCUGGGCACGGAGAGAAAUCAAAUACUCCACCCCACCUUUGUGUAGAGCUGGGUGUGAAUGUCUAGGGUUGAUGAUCCCACAUGGCAGCAGGUAAGACCCCAAGACUGCCCAUAUCUGAGGAGGGAGGGUCCUAGGGGCCAGGUUGUACAUAAGGUUUCUUGGGAGAAAUGGAAUUCGAGGGCACUGGGGGGAGGGAGGCGUCUGAGAAAAGGUUCAAGGACAAGAUGAGCUCAUCAGGGUUGGGGAGGGAGGAGACUGAGGAUGCAGGAAGUAAGGCUAGGAGGUCAGGGAGAGAAUGUGCAGUUGAGAGAGGGCUUUGAAGGCUAAGUCAGGAAUCUGGCCUCUGGUAGCAGGGAGGAGGGAGCCACUGAGGGGUCCUGGAGGAAACCAGGAGGGCCAGUACUCCAAUCUCAGAGAUGCGAUAGAGAUGAGCAGGACCCCAGAGGUUGGCAGUGGGUAAAAGUCAUCAGAGAGCAGGAGAGGGUACCAGAGGUGAGAGGAGGUCAUAGGUUAUGACACAAGGGAGACUUUGGCUUUCCUGAUUUACCUGGGAUGUCAGGCCUCGAGGCUGAAACUGGAGGCUAAUAUGGGAAGGUCCCUGGCUUUUCCUGCCAGCUGGCACCUGACUCUUCUUCGUGAGGCCUCUCCUACUUCUGCCUCUCCCUCCCUGGGCCCUGCCCAUACUCAGGCCCCCUCUAACCUUAAGUGUUUCGCUGACCACAUCUCUUCCGGUCUCCAGGCCCUGAAUAAAGGCCCGGGCAGCCACCAUGGCCCGGGUUAUCUGGGGGAGGGAAAAGAAGGUGAGAAAAACCACAGGAUCAUCAAGGGUCAGUCAAGACUGGGGCCAAGAGACUGCACCAAGGGGACGAGCAGUGGGGGUGAGGUUUGUGGGGUUAUCUUGGGGUGCUUAGGAGUGUUAGAUGCUAGUUCCAGAGGCUCCAAGGAAUCAUAGGCUAGAAGGAUAAAGAGGAGCUGGGUUUGGGAAGAGAUGGAGGGACUGGAUUUUACAAUCAGAACAAAAACUGAACUUGAGGCCAGAAGACCUGGGUGUGAGACACAGCUCUACUAACACUUAUGGGCUGUAAGACCUGAACCUCUGGGAGGUUUGGUUUUCUCAUCUGUAAAAUAAGCAGGAAUGCUUAUAUCUACCUCAUAGAUGAUAAUUAAAUGAGAUACUAUAAAUGAAAGUUGUCCUCAAAUAACAAGUGUCCAAUUCACGGUUAUUUGAACCAGAGGAAGUCAAGGUAUUAGAAUUAUGGAGGAGUUGGCAGAAAGGUAGUUGGGGGCCAAGAGCAGGUGAGUGGGUCAGGGAUUUGUGUGAAACUAGGACACAGAAUGAGAGUGGCAGGGGUGUGUGGGGGGCAGCCAAUUAAGGAGACCAAGGAGCAUUGGGUCAGGCAGAGGUGACUAGGGCUCAAGGUAGGGGUCAUCAGGUCAGAGAUGGCUGCCAUGCAGGAUAGGAGGGUCACCAAGUCAGGGGUGAGUGGGGCAUGAUAAGAGGGUCAUUGGGUUGGAGGUGUGUGGUGCACAGUUCAGAGGUCACUAGGUCAGAGGUGGCUGAAGCUCAGGCCUUGGGGUCCCUCACCUGCUGGCGGAGGCGGCGGGGUGAGUCCCCAAAAGGCUUCAGAGAAUCGUCAGCAGAGGAGGCGAGGCGUGUGAGGCAGAACAGGUAGUCGGGGGAGAAGAUGUACUGUGGGUGCAGCAGAGGGAACAUUUUCUCCAGGAGCUGAGCCCAGAAAUCCACCAAGGCAUCAUCUAACCCCUCACCGGACCUCUCAUAGUAGUUCCGUAGCCGAGAGAACAGGCCACUGAACAAGGGGGUGUGCUGGGCAUACAGGCGGCCAAAGGAGCGGUGAAAGAGCAGAGCCAGGGAGUGCUCGGAUGAUGAGAGCAUCUCCCGGAAGACCUCUGUGGCAAGUGCAGAGAAAGGGGUGUGAGGUGGGGUGAGGCCAGAGAAGGAUGGAAAAGUGAAAGGGCAGAGGCAGGAAGAGAUGGGGUUGGGGAGAGAAGAGAAAAGACAAAUGAGUUAGAAAUUAAGCAACUCUCCGAGGUCAGGUCGAGGGUGAGGAUGUGGAGGCUAAGCCAAUGCCGGAGGCCUUAGGGAUGGAGUAGGAUACUUGCUGGGGUCAUGAACACAGAGAGGAGGGGUGAGGCCAGGUUUGGGGACCCCAGGUCCUCACCAUCAAAUUUUCUGUGCCGGGCAGCCAGUGUGUGAACCAAGAAAGAGCCACUCUCUUCCACCAGGCCACGGAAAGUAGCCUCAGUCUCCCAGGUCAGCCUCUGCUCUAUCUCACUGGAACAGCAGGUGUACUCCUGGGGACAGAUCCGGAGGUGCUCACCUGGACAGAGGAGACAUGAAGGAAUGGACCAGGACCAGGACACAGAGGCAACAGCAGAAGCAGAAGAGAUCGCAGCGCGUACAUAGCUGCUGCCACCUUGGGACGGCAAAGCGGGUCCUAAGGAGGAAAGAAGAGCGGCCCGAACUCGGGAAGCCAGUUCUCUGCCGCGGGACAGCCCCGCCAGCCAGAGAAAGAGCGCGACCUCCGAAAACUGAACACGGAGCACGAUAGCUGGACCAGGAGGCAUCUGCCGAGACAAUGGGAGCGGGUAGCUGGACAGUGGGCGGGGCCCAAGGCGGGGCCCUGCCAAUGAUGAAGGGAAGAGGAGGGCGCCGGUGCCGGACGGGGUCGGUUGACCUCAGAGACCUGAGGGACCGGAGGCGGUGACUUUUCCUCAACGCUUCUCAGCCAGAAGUCGCAGUUCUAGGCUCAGGCACACUUCCGGCCCGGUUCUGAUGGCGCCUCCACACCCAACUCCUUCAGCUUGUCCCAUUCGUCCCAGUCCUUGGGGAGUCAGGUUCUAGCCUGGUAGAAAUGGAAGUUUAGCUCGUCCACCAUGCCCACCCUGCGGUCGUCCUCUUGCCAGCUCCAUAGCUCUUCCUCCCCGAGCAGCGUGUCCUCCCCACUGCACAGGAUUGUGGCGGGUGGACCAAGGGGCUUGUCUGCGUCUUCUAGUUCGUCUGUCACUGUGCCUUGUGAUGACAGAGACUUGGACCAGGCUUCAGACGGGGAUAGUGAAUCUUUGUCAGCUGAUGAAGGCAGUGACUUCGAAGACAACUUGAGACGAAAUGUGAAGAAGAGAGCGGCAAAACGACCACUCAGAACAACCCCAGUGGCAAAACAUCCAAAGAAGGGGGCCCGAAUGGUACAUGUUCAUGGCCAGAGAGAGUCAGAGUCAGAGCCACCGGCUAGUGAUCUCUUUGAUGCUGUGAAAGCUGCCAAAAGUGACAUGCAGUCUUUGGUAGAUGAGUGGCUGGAUAGCUACAAGCAAGACCAGGAUGCAGGAUUCCUGGAGCUCAUUAACUUUUUCAUCCGAUCUUGUGGCUGUAAAGGCACUGUGACCCCUGAGAUGUUCAAGAAGAUGUCCAACUCAGAAAUCAUCCGGCACCUAACAGAACAGUUCAAUGAGGACUCAGGAGACUAUCCUCUGACAGCUCCAGGCCCAUCCUGGAAGAAGUUUCAGGGAAGCUUCUGUGAAUUCGUGAAGACAUUGGUCUAUCAGUGCCAGUACAGCCUCCUCUAUGAUGGCUUCCCCAUGGACAACCUUAUCUCUUUGCUCACUGGCCUCUCAGACUCCCAGGUCCGUGCCUUCCGUCACACUAGCACCCUGGCUGCCAUGAAGCUAAUGACCUCCCUGGUAAGAGUUGCCCUCCAACUGAGUCUGCACAAAGACAACAAUCAGCGUCAGUAUGAGGCUGAACGCAACAAGGGCCCGGGACAGAGAGCACCUGAGCGACUGGAGAGCCUUCUGGAGAAACGCAAAGAGCUCCAGGAGCAUCAAGAAGAGAUUGAGGGAAUGAUGAACGCCCUCUUCAGGGGCGUCUUCGUGCAUCGCUACAGGGAUAUCCUUCCUGAGAUCCGUGCUAUCUGCAUUGAGGAGAUUGGGUCGUGGAUGCAGAGCUACAGCACCUCUUUCCUCACUGACAGCUAUUUAAAAUAUAUUGGCUGGACCCUCCAUGACAAGCAUCGAGAAGUCCGCCUGAAGUGCUUGAAGGCUUUAAAAGGGCUGUAUGGCAACAGAGACUUGACCAGCCGCCUGGAGCUCUUUACCAGCCGCUUUAAGGACCGGAUGGUUUCCAUGGUCAUGGACCGAGAGUACGACGUGGCAGUGGAGGCUGUCGGGUUACUGAUACUUAUCCUUAAGAACAUGGAAGGGGUGCUGACAGACGCAGACUGUGAGAGCAUCUACCCUGUUGUGUAUGCCUCUAACAGAGCCCUGGCCUCUGCUGCAGGGGAGUUUCUGUAUUGGAAGCUCUUCUACCCUGCGUGUGACGCAAGAGUAGCGGGUGGGAGAGAGCGCCGCCGAAGUCCCCACACCCAGAGGACUUUCUUCCACCUCCUGCUGUCCUUUUUCUUGGAGAGUGAGCUCCAUGACCAUGCUGCGUACUUAGUAGACAGCCUGUGGGACUGUGCAGGGCCUCAGCUGAAGGACUGGGAGAGUCUGACAAGCCUGCUGCUGGAGAAGGACCAGAGCCUGGGCGAUGUGCAGGAGAGCACGCUGAUAGAAAUCCUUGUGUCCAGUGUCCGGCAGGCUUCAGAGGGUCACCCGCCUGUGGGGCGGGUCACAGGGAGGAAGGGCUUAACCUCCAAAGAACGUAAGAUCCAAGCUGAUGACAAGGUGAAGCUGACUGAACACCUUAUCCCCCUGCUCCCCCAGCUCCUGGCCAAGUUCUCAGCUGAUGCAGAGAAGGCUGCUCCCCUGCUGCAGCUUCUCAGCUACUUUGACCUCAGCAUCUACUGCACCAGGCGCUUGGAGAAGCACCUGGAUCUCCUCCUGCAGCAGCUGCAGGAGGUGGUGGUGAAGCACGCAGAGCCAGCGGUGCUGCAGGCCAGCGCCCACGCCCUCUAUCUGCUCUGUAAGCCCGAGUUCACGUUCUUCAGCCGGGUGGACUUUGCCCGCAGCCAACUGGUGGAUCUGCUGACUGACCGCUUCCAGCAGGAACUUGAAGAGCUGCUGCAGUCAUCCUUCCUAGAUGAGGAUGAAGUGUAUAAUCUGGCAGCCACUCUGAAGCGCCUCUCUGCCUUCUACAAUGCCCAUGACCUAACCCGCUGGGAGCUCUAUGAGCCAUGCUACCGACUCCUCCGGAAGGCUGUGGACACGGGAGAGGUUCCUCACCAGGUGACCCUGCCAGCCUUGACUCUUGUGUAUUUUUCCAUUCUCUGGAUGCUAAACUGCAUUUCCGAAUCAGAUGCUUCUCAGCCGCUGUCUCCACAGAAGCAGCUGUUGAGUUUGAAGGGCAGGAUGGUGGCCUUCUGCGAACUCUGCCAGAGCUGCCUCUCAGAUGUGGAGCCUGAGAUCCAGGAGCAGGCUUUUGUCUUGUUAAGUGAUCUGCUUCUCAUCUUCAGCCCUCAGAUGGUUGUAGGGGGACGAGAUUUCCUCAGACCCCUUGUCUUUUUUCCUGAAGCCACUCUCCAGUCUGAGCUAGCCAGCUUUCUCAUGGACCAUGUCUUCAUUCAGCCUGGAGAACUGGGCAGUGGUCAUUCCCAGGAGGACCGUUUACAGAUAGAGCAGCUGCACCAGCGGCGCCGCCUUCUGGCUGGGUUCUGCAAGCUGCUGGUCUAUGGGGUGCUGGAGAUGGAUGCGGCCUCAGAUGUUUUCAAACACUACAACAAGUUCUACAGUGACUACGGCGACAUUAUCAAGGAAACAUUGACUAGAGCGAGGCAGAUGGACCGCAGCCACUGCUCCCGGGUCCUGCUGCUGAGCCUCCAGCAGCUGUACACAGAACUGCUGCAGGAACAGGGGCCCCAGGGCCUAAAUGAGCUUCCAGCCUUCAGCGAGAUGAGGGACCUGGCCAGGAGGUUCGCCUUGAGCUUUGGACCCCAGCAGCUGCAGAACCGUGACCUUGUGGUCGUGCUACACAAGGAAGGCAUCAAGUUCUCCUUGUCCGAGCUUCCUCCUGCUGGCUUCUCCGGUCAGCCCCCAAAUCUAGCAUUCCUGGAGCUUCUUUCAGAGUUCUCCCCCCGACUUCUCCAUCAAGACAAGCAGUUGCUACUGUCCUACCUGGAGAAGUGUCUGCAGCGUGUCUCCCCAGAUUCCAGCUGUACCUGGGGUCCAGUCACCACCUACCGCCACUCCCUCAGCCCUGUAGAGAACACGGCAGAGGCCAGCCCUCAGGGCUACCCCCGCUCCAAGAAGAGGCGCAUCGAAGGCCCCUCCAGGCAGCACAGAGAGGACAUCUCUCCAUCCCAGGAGGAAAGCCUACGGCUGAACAGUAUCCCACCCACACCCACCCUCACCUCGACAGCUGUGAAGAGUAGGCAGCCCCUGGUGGAGCUGGAAGAGAUGGAAGAAGAAGGUGGCUCAGAAUUGGCGUUUACCCAAGGCCAGCCCCGUUUAGGCAUCCGGAGGUCAAGGUCCUCAAGUCCACAGCAUUUCCAGACUCCAGUCAACGCGUUAGGUCCUGGUCUGGGCAACCGGCUGACCCGACUCAGCCUGAUGGAGGAGGACGAAGAAGAGCUAGAAAUUCAGGAUGAGUCAAGUGAAGAGUGGCAAGGCACAGGCAAGAAGGCAGCCCUAGUCCCUGUUCCUCCAUUCACUCCCUUUUCUACCCUGGGCUGCCUGCUUCCCGGGAGGAAGUGGGAAAAGCAUGGGAGUCUUCCCCCAGCGAGCACGGGCUGGACCUCUUAGAUUCUACAGAGCUGAACAUUGAGGAUUUCUGACAUGGCCCUGUGUCCCUCCCCACCUCCACGACAUGAGCACCUGGAAAAGGCCAACAGGAGAUAGAGUAAAAGGAAUCAUUAUUUCCCCACCCUUGGUCUCUGAAGGGAAGGAGAGGUGGGCUUUGCCUUUUUAAGCUAACCUUUCUUGGAAGAUGUUGAGAUAGAGAAGCCAUAAACUUCCUGUCCUUCGGAUGCACUGUGGGUCUGUUCCCCUGUUUGAGCAGAGUGCCUAUUUUCUGCUGUUUGGAGGGGUGGGGACUUCACUUAAGUACUGGAGAAUGGCACUGCUUGCCUAUGUUGGAAUGGAAGGAGCUGGAUAGCUUUUCUGUAUUUUGGGGACUGUCUCUCCUAGCCUUUUUUGUGCCCUACUGAUUAGCUCAAUAAACACAUUUGAGUCA